AUGGAAGAGCUGGAUAUUGCUGUUGGUCCGAUGAACAUCCGUUUAGAGAGUCUCACCAACGAGCCUACACCCUCGAACUAUGUCUCCUUCUUGCAAACUCACAAACCGGCCAAAGGCCGCAGUGAUAAAGAUUCCAUACAUUCUGUGUCCAGCAUGCGCAGCGUCAUGUCAGGAAUGAGCUCUUUCUGGUCGUCCAUCGGUCUCGGAGGAAGUACAUCCAAAAGCGAGAAGGCAAAAGCCCUUACACAGGCGGAUUUAACUUACCUCUAUUCUGCCUUUACAAAGCUUCCCUCUUUACGCCUCACCACUGAUCACCGUGCGCGGCUGAUCCAGGGAUAUGAGGAAUUCCCGUUCGAUACUGCUGUUCCGUUGUUUGCUUUCAAAAACCUUCAACAGCUGGACAUAGUGGAUCUCGAUUUCCGCCAGUUCUACGGAUGGGACCGAAUUUCGGAGCAGCUGACCCUCCUCACUGUGAAGCGAGCCAACGUCAGUGAUCCGACCGAGCUGCUCACAAAUAUAGUUUUGGACGACGCUGAAAAGCGACGAAGGCGGUCCACCAAGGGCGGCCGUGGGUCUCCCACUAUGUCUGCCUCGUGGACGGUGCCUUCAACCCCAAGGGCUGAAUACGCACAGUCGCAUUCCGAUCCAGGAUCCCCGGCACAUGGAAGUCUGGAGAAUGAGGACUCGAUGGAACCAGGCCCCAAAUCGAAGCCACUUUCAGGAAGUGUAUCCCCGAAACGGCCCAGUGCCACUCGGCCUGCCAGCUCGUAUAGGCAUAUUCGGACAUACUCCUCGACGGUGAGAAGGACGGGGUCUGGCAGUUCCUACUCAAGCGAGUACUCGAUCCAGCCACACCGUAGCGAGAGCAGCCCCAACGUGCUGAGCUUAAAUAUUCUACCCCCUUCGAAAUGGCAGAGGUUGAAGUAUCUAUCCCUGGCAGACAACUCUAUGACCGCUAUCUCAGCACAAAGUCUGGCCCCUGUAGCCAGCACUCUUCGAUCCCUCAAUCUCUCCUCUAACCUCUUCAACGAAAUCCCGGAUAGCUUGGCGUCCUUGACGAGGCUCGUUUCUCUUGAUCUGUCGAAUUGCAUGAUUGGUUCUCUCCAGUCGCUAUCCAGGUCACCUCUACCCGCCAUUCUCACAAUUAACCUCAAAGGCAACCGCUUGCGGUCUUUGGCUGGCGUUGAGAAGCUGCUGUCGUUGGAACAAUUGAAUGUCCAGGAUAAUCAGCUGUCAGACCCUAUGGAGAUGGCAAGGCUGACGGGUAUCCCGAAUCUCAAACGGAUCUGGGUCAAGCGGAACCCCUUUACCAAGACGCACUCGGAAUACCGGGUAACAGCAUUUAAUCUGUUCCGAAAGACACCUGGGUAUGUCGAUGAUAUUAUUGUUGAUGAAUCCGGGCCAGGUUAUUCGGAGCGCAAGCAGCUGGUAGAUCGAGUUCCUGAGGUUGAGCGCGAGCUUUCGCAGCCAUCCAUCCGGAUUGCUGAGCACCCGGUAAUCGUUCAACAAUCCGAUUCAACCCAGCCCGGUUUCAACGAGUCACCCGAAAUUGUCAUGAACACGACCCGUCGGAAAAAAGCUCCUCGAAGACGGAUAGUCGAUUUGGCGCACGAUGAAACUUUUGCCCGAGUUCCUGAUGAGGACUUAGCGGCGACGAUCAUCCCGAGCGGCAGUAUUAUGAACCACGAGAACCCACCAACGCUCAGCAUGCCGGUCCUACCUACAUCAAUACCCGCAGAAGCACUGUUGGAUGAUGUUUUUGACGGUUCGACGGAGGCACCGUCUGUAGGCUCGAGCGAGCCAGCCCAACAACACGACGACUAUCGAGCGAAAGUGGAGGCACUCCGACAAGAAUUCGGCAGCAAUUGGCUGAGUGCCUUGGGCGACCAAAAUUGGCACAACAAUCACCAUUUUGAAGUGUUGCAAGGGCAGAGUCUGGGCCAUGAUGCACUUCACCGAUCAGGCCACCAGGUCAUUGUUUCUGGCGGUGGGCGGACGCUGGGAUAA
This is a messenger RNA of Fonsecaea erecta, 2007 nucleotides long. RefSeq lists its product as hypothetical. The coding region runs from base 1 to 2007 and encodes 668 amino acids. The record is from RefSeq and is a predicted model, not a curated record. Gene Ontology annotation, cellular component: cytoplasm. NCBI's taxonomy places the organism in Eukaryota, Fungi, Ascomycota, Eurotiomycetes, Chaetothyriales, Herpotrichiellaceae. The transcript has a single exon. Gene Ontology annotation, molecular function: protein kinase binding.